Messenger RNA from Diabrotica balteata, 2451 nucleotides. NCBI's taxonomy places the organism in Eukaryota, Metazoa, Arthropoda, Insecta, Coleoptera, Chrysomelidae. The record is from the annotation of a GenBank genome assembly.
CGCCAGUUGAUAUUUGUUGCUAAUUUGCUAUCCUCAUUGUUGUUAAAUUCCUAUAUCGCAGUAUUCACUUAAUAAAAAUUAUGGGCCAGAUAAUAUAAGUGUCAUUUUACGUUUGAUAAAACAGUAUUACUUGUGUACAUCGUAACUUUGUAUUCUAGUAUCAGUGGAGUGAAAUGAGUGUUUAUCAAGGUUAUUGGAUAUAUAAUUCAUUAUUAUGCUAAAGCUGAUGUCUGUUUCUAUAACUACAUCGCCAGUGCAACAAAAAAGUGAGGAAGCUGAGAAAUUACUAAAACAGCUCUUAGAAUGCGUCCAAGACUGCCAAAAAAGAUUCGGGGGUAAAACGGAGCUUGCUACAGAAUUUGAGUGUUGUGUAGCAGGUCUUUGUGUUACGUUAGAAGCUGUUUUAAAUUUUGGUUUAAAGCAUAAAAGUCCCCACACUCAAAAUUCAUCUACUAUCAAACAAGUGUCUGAAAUUGUUGCCAAUACUUUAAAUAUAGGGAAUGACAGCCCUUCAUUUUGGCCUUUUAUUUACCGUCAUUUGACAAAGCAUGAACAGGAACGUUACAUUGUUUUAAGACACAUCUGGACAGAUCUUGGAAGAGGAAGAGCUUGGAUAAGGUCUACAUUAAAUGAAAGAUCCUUGGAAAGAUAUUUUCACACGCUCUUGAGCAACCCUCUCCAUUUAAGAGAAUUUUACGAAUCCUGGUCUAUUCUUAGAGAUGAAGAAAAAAAUAGUAUGCUGCCUAAUAUGGCAGCAGGUUUGAAUUCUAUAUUAUUUGCUAUAAGUAUUGAUAAACCUGAGUUCAAUAGCGGCGUGACGUUAAGAAAAGAAGUUUAUCGGUGUAAAGCUGAGCCAAUCAUAGAAGCUCCCAUACCUGAUAACAAGGUAAAAGAAAAGCCAAAACGAAAGCGUAAAGUCGCUCGCCAGUUCAUUUCAUUCGAAGACGAUGAUAGUUAUCUAUCGACCAGCAUUCCUUCAAGUUCCAGCAGUACUACUUCAGACUCCACAUCUUUAGGGGAUAGCGGAUGUCCCAAAACUAAACCUAAACACUGCCUAAACCAAAUAGUGGAGGAAAAGUUCAAUAAGUCGCCGAAUAAAAUGGAAGGUACCAAAGAAGAGCAAAAACCUAAAAUGCUUAGAAAGUUGUCUAUUGAAAAUAGUGGUGCUAGGGAUAAAUACUCGACAGCUGUACCUGGUAGUUUGACUCCCGUGACUCAGGAAGAAAUUGGUGAAUUGACGCCCAUUUCAGUUGAAGUUAAUAAAAAUUUCGAAUCUCCCGAUAACUCUGAUGAAAUAUUAGAGCUUCCUACUGAUAUUAGCGCAGUAUUGAGCGCCGUUGAAACUAAAAACAAGGAAGAGAUAGACAAAAGAGAAGAGAAGAUCGAGAUGUUGAUGAAAGAGAAUGAUUCGUUAAAGGACCAAGUCAAGAAGUACCUAAGCGCUAUACAAAUGCUCAGAAAUGACGAUGAUGAGAUUAGUGACAUUCUUGAAGAUCUGGAAAUAGAAGCGCAACCAAAUUAUAAGGUGGAAGCCAAAAUGUUUGAGAAAAAGUUAGUGCAGGUUGCAGAAAUGCACGCAGAACUGAUGGAUUUCAACGUCAUGCUCCAACAAAAUAUAUGCCAAAAAGAAUCGUUAUUGGAAAGACUCAGGGGAGAACUGGAAGUCCUAAGAGGUCCCAUGCCCUCCGAUGAGUUGAAUAGUGAAGGCAACUUUGGUAGUGUGAACAUUUGGAUACCCUCGGCGUUUUUGACAGGUACUGGAUCAAAUUCUCAUCACGUCUAUCAAAUAUUUUUGAGAGCCGGGAACGAUGAGUGGAAUAUUUAUAGGAGAUACGCUCAAUUCCAUGCGUUACAUACGGAUCUGAAGAAACUAGAUCCUGUUGUAGGCACUUUUGAUUUUCCACCAAAGAAAAGUCUUCGGAAAAAGGAUUCUACAUUGGUUGAAGAUAGAAGAAAACGGCUACAAAUAUAUCUUAGGCGAGUUAUAGCUCACUGGCCAGAACUAGCUCAAUGCAAUUGUAGGUUCCUCCUAGAACAGCAUUUAUCAUUUUUUAAGGACCAACGAGAAGACCUCCACCACAAAAACGCUAAUCCUAUACGAAGAAAUACAGCUCCUAAUACCAAUAAUCACUCAGGUCUUUAAUAAUAAUUCCAUUAACUAAUUUUAUAUUUAUUUGAGAUUAUUUGAGAUUAAUUUAAUUAGAGCGAUAAAGUAAUGUUUACAUCAUGUAACUGGAAUAAUUCUAUCUUCGGGGAAGUCCCGAAUAAUUUCUUGUUUUAAUAUAAUCUAUCAGGGAUUUAAAAAGUGAUACUUAAAUCCUUAAACAAUUUCGUAUUGUUUGUUAUAUAAAUUAAAAGAGUUUGUUAAUACCACGGCAAUAUAAUUUGGAAACAUGUUAUUGUUUGAAAACGUAUUUAAAUUAAAAGGAUUAAGUUAUUAUAAAUUAAAAU